AGAAACGUUGCCUUGGGCACGUUUCUGGCCAAUCAACGUUUUGUAUUUCAGAUUCAAACGUUAGUUAGAGGAAGGCAAACGUUGGAAAUGCUUUUGUUGUAUUCUGAGGAUAACUGUAUUUUUUGUACCUUGUUAACUGCAUGUUAAGUAAAUCGGAAUACAAGAUGUUUAUGUCUCCAGCAAAGACCCCCAUUCGUAGAAGGGAGGACUUGCACACAAUGGGUAUACCCUUUGAUGGCAUCAUUACUUGUGCUACUCCUGUGAAAGAACUAUUGAAAAGGGCUGGGGUUGACUACAGUGACUCAGAAGAGAAAAGUGAUGGUCCAGUUUUAGAAGAUAAAGCUGUCCAGAAAAAAGUUCUGGAAAGGCCUUUAAAGGAGGUUAUGCAGUCCACACUAAUUCAUGAAAACUUUUAUAUUGGUUCUGUGCCAAAUGUGUAUUUUCCUGAUUUCAGUAAUAUUGAGAACAGUUCUCGAAGUAGCUUUGACAUAUCUAAUAAUUUCAAAAGCUGUGCCUUAGAGACGCGGAUGAAGAAGCCAUGUGCCCCCCAUAAUGAUAAAGCAAAUUCUAAACACUUAGAACAGUUUCUUAACAAAGUACAAUUUUCAACUGAAUGCUAUGGUGCCAAUACCAAGAAAGAGACUAAGAAACAAUUUGAUCUAUUGCUUGAAAGUUCCAAAAAGCGGAAACGACAGAAUGCUCCGUACACUGAAAAAAGUCCAGUUUUGCAUAAAUCGCCAGCAAAACGUAGCCAGUAUCCUGGAGGUAAAUCAGAGUUUGCUGAUAUUCGAAGCUCUCAAGCAAAUGAAGAACAGAAGACUUUAUUUUCAUCCUCUAAUUUCUCUAGCAAAAAUGCAGAUUUGCUGUGUGAGGUUACCUCUGUUCAAGCAGGGAUCACAGAAGAUUGUGUUUUUCCAGUUCAAAGAGAAAGUAAAGUCAUCUUAUAUGGUGGUAAUGGUGAAAAGAAAUUGCCAACUAAAGGAUCUCCAUGCACAGAAGCACUAGCAACUAAAAACAUUCAAGCACUUCCUGGCUCAAUCCAUAUUGAGAAAACAAAAAUGAAUGAAGUGCCAGCAGUAUCAACUGGGAGACGAGUAAUAGCCAACAUUUUCACAGCCCAGCAAAAUCCACAUUCAUCUGAUAUGAUCGUGGAUGAAAGACAGGAAGUGUCAUCUAUGCAAUUUAGAGAACAAGAACUACCUAAUUUUCUAAGAAGUGAAAGGAAUAAACAAUCUCCAUUUAAAGUAGUUUUUCCUGAUGAGAGUAGCGAGUGUGACAUCAGUGAAGAUGAUCAGGAUAUAAGUAUUCUUUUAGUGUCAUUAGAUGAGGAUGAAAGCACUGAUGAUAAAGCAUCUUAUGACACAGCUAAGACUGACAGUAAUCCCAUGGAUAUUAGUUUGGAAUUGCAUAAUUCGGAGAGAAGGUCUCAGAGACAUCCCCUGUCCUUUACAAAUAAUAGCCCAGCAAAAGCCACUUACAAUGGUGUACUUGAAACCCCUGAUGUUCAAGACUUUGCAACCAGCCCAAAGAUUUACAUACCUAGAAGUAAAAACCAGAAAAAGCAAAGUGAAAAUAAAGUGGCAGAAAUAAAAGUGAAUGAUGUUACGGAUGCAAAAACAGAACCAACUGGCAUCCAGCUUUAUAAGUGGAAAAUCAGGCCCAUUAACCAAACUGGGAUAUGUGUUGAAGGAAUAAGAAGAGAUAUGAAUGAGGAGGCAUUAUUAUGGCACAGCAACCUCAUCUGUAAACGAAUAGCACAUAAUGUUGUGAUGACUGUCACUGGCAGUGUGUAUGUCUUGGUUGGAAAGAUGAAUCCAAGUUCUCUUGAAAGUAAAGAGUUUCCCUCAUCUUUCCUUAAAACAUUUGCUUUCGGAUUUCCUGAAAACUGGAAGGUAUACUGUGAAAACUACUUUAAAGAGCUCAACAGGUCUAAGUCCAAAGUGUCUAAAGGAAGGAAGGUAAAAACUAAGGUUGAGUGCAAACAUAAUUCAGAGACAGAAAGUUUGUUCCAGAAAUCUGUUCAAUCUCCUAAUGCCACAUUUUCACUGGAGACAAUGAAAGUAACCCGUAGUGGUAGACGAAUCAAACCUCCACUUGAAUAUUGGAGAGGACAGAGGAUAAUAAUUGACAGAGACUUUAACGUAAGAUUGGAUAAUGGCCAUGUCAAUUAUUUAAAUAUGGAAGAAACUCAAGAUGUAAUGCCAAGUUACAGAUCUAAGCUGUCCACACCAAAAGUUCACACCAAAAGACAACCUUACUCUGAUAACCGAAAGAAAACACCAAAUCUAAAAGGUUAUAGAGGGAAUCUACUAAAUUUCAGAAAACAAAAUGGAUUAAAGAACAAACCAAAUGAAGAAAAUGUGGUAGUUUCUCUAACUCCAUUGCGAUCUGUUAAGCAGUUGAAAGAUCAAUGUUCAAGGUAUCAUGUUAAAUUUAACGAAAACCAGCUGUCCAACAGUGGUCUUACCUAUUCUUUAUCAGAAAGCCAAAGUGAAGUGUUGCAUUCCGAUGAUAAAUGUGAUUGUUCAAGUGAGGAUGGAAGGAUUUCAUUUCAGAGGAAGGUCAAAGUGCCACACAAAACCAGAGGAUCAUCACAGACCAGGCUGUUUGGGUUAUCUUCAAACAACUACAGUAAUAUAACUACAGGUACUGUAGUACAACAAUUUGUUGAAAAUGAAGCAUGUAUGAAAAAGAAAAAUAUCUUACAGGAAAUGAAUACUCAUAUUAGUGACUCUGAUUCUGACAAAUCAGCUCAUUUAUUCUCAAAUGUGAGGAGUCGUCAGUGUAAAAAGAGUCAAUCACCAGAAUGUUCACUUGCAACACAGGAGGGACAUGACUGUUGUAUUACUUCCAAGGUAAGAUCAUCUUUUCGCAAGUCUAAAGGAAAACCCAUGCAUUCUGAUAAACAAUCUUUUCGCAAGAAGGUAAAUCGGCAAAAGUCAACAUCUAAAUUUGAGCAAUCUGCAAAAAGGUAUAGCUGGCGUUCAGGCUUUGAUUCCAGUACAGUUAAUACUGUAGAUGAUGUGUUUGAUAUAUCAACAAAUCAAAAGAAUACAACAGCGAACUACAGACUUGUUCAAACAAAGAAAAGAAAUCCAAACAUUGUGGUCAGUCAACAACAUUCAGAGGAUUUAGGGAAUUGUGAUUCAAAACAGGACAGCACUGACGACAGCCUUAACAGUUCCAAGUCUCCAACUGGUAGUAUCAAGCAUUUUAAAAAUGGUACAGGUUGUUUCCUGGGAACUGAAGGGACACCUACAUCAGUGCCAUGUGAAAAAACAAUUGGGACUUCAAGAAAUAAAUUGGUGCCCAGUCAGUCUAUGCAUGUCAAUCAAGUAUGCAAUAAGGAAGUGGUAAAUGAGAUGCCUUGGAUGAAGGAAGAGCUUCAAAGACUGCAUUUGGCUGUUGCAAGUAUUCCAAAAAAGAAAAAAGAUUACUGGGUUGAUAUUUCAAUGGCAGUUGGGACUCGAUCAGCAACAGAAUGCCAGAAGAAAUACAUGGAAGUUCAUCAGACAAACAGGAAAAUCAACUGCAAGAAGAAGGAACAAAGGGCUCCAGCAAAGGUCCCCUUAACAAUAAAUGCAAAAGUUGGAACCCUGAAAAGAAAGAGACAGAUGCGUCAGUUUCUGGAGCAGAUAUCAAAAGAUGAACAUGAUGACAUUUUUAGUGCAUCUCCAUUAGGGAAUAGAAAAGUAAAGUUACCUUCUUUUACUGGCAAAAAUGAUGACCUUACUUUUAAUUUAACUGGAAACAAUCCCGUAACCCCAUCGUCUGAUAUUUUUCCAACAUCAAAAACACCUCAGAGCCACUAUAUUAGUCCUGGUAUGCUCCGUUCUGUAAAUGGAGAUGAUAAUGAUAAGUAUGUAUUUAACCUUCAAAGACAAAUUAAAGGAAGAAAGCUAAAGAACUGGUACAAUGUUAAAAUCCACCCGACUUUUAAAGUGUUAGCUACACCAUCUCGAGGAGUAUCCAAAAGAUUGAAUGAUGGUAAAACUGAGUCUGUUGUUGGACAACUCUUCAAGAAAGAUGGCGAAGAACUGUCGAAUCAUAGCAGUGAUGAGGAUCACUACUUUUCCCUGGAUGAAUAAUUUUAGAAAUGAAGAUUAACUUUUUUUCUGUUUUGAGCCAAAGUGAUGGCUUAAUCGGACACCCAAGAUACACUUUGUUUUAAAUGUUUAAAAAAUUAGAAGCAGAAAGGCCUGAUUGUUUUAUUCAUAUGGCUGUUCAGUUCAAGCAAAAGAGAAAUUUCAGUUCUUUGAUUUAGCAGAAUUAUGUGCAUGGUAAACCAAAUUUACAGUUUCUGCAAGAUUAUUAAAUUGUUUAUGGUAAAGUCAUUGUUACAAAAAAUUUAUACAUUUUCAGCAAUAAUCCUUCUUUAGAACCACAUCAGCUGAUUGUUCUUAGGGUUUUCAUGCUUUUCAUCAUAACAUCAGUUCAAAUAACUCGGCAUGUAAGCUUUAUUAGAACCAUUCGAGCUCAGAAAUCAGAUUGCUUGUUUCAUUGUAGGUGUCUAGUUUUAAAAAUGUUUUUAAAUGUGUAGCUGGCACAUUUUACUGUUCUAUAAGUGAAGUUGUAUAUUUCAACAUUUGCAUUUACAUAUUUUUUUAUGGGUUUUAGUUUUCAGUGUAUUGUACUUUUCAUAUCUAUGAUGAAGUAAAUUUUGUAUUUAUAAAAAAAAAGUGGCAGAUGUUAUUUUCUAAAUAU
Molecule: messenger RNA, 4704 nt
Organism: Polypterus senegalus (gray bichir)
Lineage: Eukaryota; Metazoa; Chordata; Cladistia; Polypteriformes; Polypteridae
Gene: mis18bp1
Product: MIS18 binding protein 1
Exons: 19
Coding region: 141-4088 (1315 amino acids)
Source: RefSeq, a predicted model, not a curated record